CUCUACGACCAAUUCAAUCUCCAACAACAAAACCCAGCCUAUCGCAAAAUGCAAACCUCCCGCCAGCUCUUGCCCGCACACGCCUGCAAAGGCGAUAUCCUCCGCGCAAUCGAGCAGCACCAAGUCGUCGUUAUCGAAGGUGAUACCGGGUGUGGAAAGAGUACGCAGGUACCACAGUUUAUCUUGGAUGAUUAUUUGAUGAAGAGGAAGGGAGGCGAGUGUAAGAUUUUGGUGACGCAGCCGAGGAGGAUUAGUGCUAUGGGUGUUGCGGAGAGGGUUGCUGCUGAAAGGGGGGAGCGCGUGGGAGGGAUGGUUGGGUGGCAGAUUCGGAUGGAGAGUAGGAUGAGCGAGCAGACUCGAAUCUUGUUCGCCACGACGGGUAUUAUGUUAAAGAGGUUGGAGGGAUCGCGGGAUGAAGGCGAAGAAGAAGAGGGGAUCGAUGGGUUUACGCAUAUCGUCAUCGACGAAGUCCACGAACGCAGCUUGGACUCGGAUUUCUUGUUGAUGGUUAUGCGAGACUUACUCAAGAUUCGGCCCGGGUUGAAACUAAUCUUAAUGUCGGCGACAUUGAAUGCGGGGUUGUUUCAGGAGUAUUUUGGGGGUGAGACGCCGAGGAUGUUCAUCCCGGGUCGUACGUUCCCGGUUAAGACCAUGUUUUUGGAGGAUGCGGUUGCGAGGAUGAGGUAUAUCCCUAACGGAACGGAGUACGUGCGGGCGAGACGUGGACCGGCGCCUCAGAUGAAGGGGAAGAGCGGAGCAUUUUUGACGGAGGAAGAGAAGCCGGAUGAGAUGCUUGAUGCGCAGGGGAUGGCGAAGAGGUAUCCCGGGCUUGGGAUGGAAGCGUGGAAGAGUUUGCAGAUGAUUGAUCAGGAGAAGAUUCAGUAUCCGCUCAUUGAGGAGUUGGAGGUUAAGGCGAAUAGGGGUAUUCUUGUGUUUAUGCCCGGUAUGAUGGAGAUUUCUACAUUGCAUACUGCGCUGCUGAGAAAUCAGAGGAUCAGGGAUGCGACCGAUAACGGAAGGUUCUGCUUGCCACUCCAUGGCUCUCUCUCAUCCGAAGACCAGCUUCGCGUUUUCGAUCGCCCUUCCGCCAAUAAGGUCAAGAUCGUCAUCGCGACAAACGUUGCCGAGACCUCCAUCACAGUGGACGACGUUGUCUUCGUCAUCGAUAGCGGCCGCAUGAAAGAGACUCGCUUCGAUCCAGAAAAGGGAAUGGCGAGUUUGGAAGAAUGUUGGGUCUCUCAAGCAAACGCUCGUCAACGUCGUGGUCGUGCGGGUCGUGUCGCAGAAGGAACGUGUAUCCACCUCUUCACCUCCCACAAAUAUGAGAAAGAGCUACUACCGCAACAGAUUCCUGAGAUGCAGCGGACACCGCUGGAGCAGCUUUGUCUGCGCAUCAAGAUUCUUCCGUUCCUGAAGGGGAGGAUCGAUGAUGUACUUAGCAAGGUCAUCGAGCCGCCUUCGGAUGAGGCGGUGAAGAAUGCGAUUUUGACAUUGAGGACAUUGCAAGCAUUGUCGAGAGAGGAGGAUUUGACGCCGCUUGGAUUCCAUCUUGGAAGGUUGCCGGUCGAUGUCAGGAUCGGCAAAUUGAUUGUUAUGGCGUGUAUCUUUGGAUGUUUAGAUCCGUGUUUGACGAUUGCUGCGGCGAUGUCGAUCAAGUCCCCGUUUGUUGCGCCUAUUGACAAGCGUGCUGAAGCUGAUAUGAAGAAGCGUGCGUUCGCUACUGGGAUGUCGGAUCAUCUCACGGUACUGGCGGCAUACAAUCGAUGGCUGGCGGUUCGUGCAGAGGGUUUCCAGGCUGAACGGGCUUUCCUUUUCGACAACUUCUUGUCUGGGCGGACACUAUCCCAGAUCUCAGAUAUUAAGCGUCAACUGGCGGAGCUGCUGUGUGACAUCGGUUUUCUAAAGGGUAACGUUCGUUCUCGCCAGAUGGAACGCAAUCUCCACCUCAUCAAAGCAUGCCUAACCUCAGCUCUCUACCCCAACGUCCUCAAGAUCGGCCCAAUGGGCCGUGACGGACCGUCCUUCACCUCGAAAGGUGGCGACGACAUUGCUCUUCAUCCAUCCUCCAUCAAUGCAAAAGAAAGCCGAUUUGGUGCUCCUUUCUUAAUCUACCUCGAGAAAAUCAAAACGACCCGCGUAUUCGCCCGAGACUCCACCGCAAUCCUGCCGUACGCUAUGGCUUUUUUCGGUGGUUCCCUU
Molecule: messenger RNA, 2199 nt
Organism: Saitoella complicata NRRL Y-17804
Lineage: Eukaryota; Fungi; Ascomycota; Saitoellomycetes; Saitoellales; Saitoellaceae
Product: P-loop containing nucleoside triphosphate hydrolase protein
Exons: 3
Cellular component (GO): intracellular anatomical structure
Molecular function (GO): ATP binding; RNA binding
Source: RefSeq, a predicted model, not a curated record